UCUCACUUGCAAGCAAUGCGCGCGCCAGAAUGCAAGAGCGCGCGCGCCCGAGCAAAAAAAGGGAGGGCGCGUGGGCAGCCCAGGCCCCGCCCCCGCGCUCUUAUAAAGCGGAGGCAAGAGAGCUGGCCACUCAGUGGUUUCUUGGUGACACCAGGCAGAAGAGCUCGAGCCUUGCGACCUCUUGCUUCUCACCGCAACCAGACUUGGACGUUGAGGUUUUGCCACUGCCAGAGCGACGUCUCGGACUUUCUCCUCCCUAUUUUUGGCAGAUCCUCCCUUAGCAGAUGGAAUAAGUGGGUUCUAAGUCGUGGAAAGAGGGACCUACGGGUGUCCAGCAGCUACUCCACCGGUCUCGCUGACGUGAAGGCCGGGCCUGCCCAGAGUCUCAUUCGGCCCCAGGACGUGAAGGGAGCCUCUCGAAGCCCCCAGACCAGCAAUCCGGACACCGCCCGCAUCCGAGUCAAGCGCUACCGCCAGACCAUGAACAACUUCCAGGGCCUGCGAGGCUUCGGCUGCCGCUUCGGGACGUGCACUGUGCAGAAACUGGCGCACCAGAUCUACCAGUUCACGGACAAGGACAAAGACGACGUCGCCCCCAGAAACAAGAUCAGCCCCCAGGGCUACGGUCGCCGGCGCCGGCGCUCCCUUCCCAAAGGAGACGGGCGCUGGACUCUGCUGUCGCUGGAGCCACAGGCGCGCGGAGCUUCAGCCUCCCGUGCGCACCGAGUGCUCACCGCCCUACUCAGGAUUUAAGUGCCUGUGGCAGCAGUGAACAGCCGCGCAAGCAUCCCGCGGGAUCGGGCUGAGACAGUCUUGCAAAGACCCCCGAGUGGAGGAGGCACAGUCUGGCGAGUCCUGGCUUUGCAGGGGUCCCUCCUCCUCGCGGGGCAGCACUCCCUUCGCCCGGAUCCGGCCCAGGUGCCCCAGGGGGGCAGAGGAAUUGCAGGGAGUGUCUCUCAGGCUCGUGGAGAGGAGAAACAGAAAUAAAUGCUGAGACUCCCGGGGCAGAGGUCUGAGCCACUGCCGUGCCCGCCCACAAACUGAUUUCUCACGGGGUGUCACCCCACCGGGGCGCAAGCCUCACGAUUACUUGAACUUUCCAAAACCUAGAGAGGAAAAGUGCAAUGCGUGUUGUACAUACAGAGGUAACUAUCAAUAUUUAAGUUUGUUGAUGUCAAGAUUUGUUUUGUAACUUCAAAUAUAGAGAUAUUUUUGUACGUUAUAUAUUGUAUUAAGGGCAUUUUAAAGCAAUUGCAUUAUUCUCCCGCCCCUUUAUUUUAAUACGAGAAUGUCUCAGCGAGGUGUAACGUUGUUUGCUGUGUGGAUUGUAUGUGUGUGUGAAAGAGAGAGACUGAUUACCCCCUGGGGAAGAAGGAAACACAAUGUCUCUGUAUAAUCUAUUAACAUAAAAUGGGUGAUAUGCAAAAUAGCGAACCAAUAAACUGUCUCAAUGAUGA
This is a messenger RNA of Loxodonta africana (African savanna elephant), 1457 nucleotides long. RefSeq names its product adrenomedullin (gene ADM). The record is from RefSeq and is a predicted model, not a curated record. The transcript has 3 exons. NCBI's taxonomy places the organism in Eukaryota, Metazoa, Chordata, Mammalia, Proboscidea, Elephantidae. Gene Ontology annotation, cellular component: extracellular region. The coding region runs from base 16 to 753 and encodes 245 amino acids. Gene Ontology annotation, biological process: adrenomedullin receptor signaling pathway; regulation of systemic arterial blood pressure; adenylate cyclase-activating G protein-coupled receptor signaling pathway. Gene Ontology annotation, molecular function: adrenomedullin receptor binding; hormone activity.